Molecule: messenger RNA, 1182 nt
Organism: Rhododendron vialii
Lineage: Eukaryota; Viridiplantae; Streptophyta; Magnoliopsida; Ericales; Ericaceae
Product: F-box protein At3g07870-like
Exons: 1
Coding region: 1-1182 (393 amino acids)
Molecular function (GO): protein binding
Source: RefSeq, a predicted model, not a curated record
AUGGCACCAUCAAAUCAAAUGGCGAUUGAAAAGCUAUCCGAAGAUUUGCUCAUGGAGAUUCUCUGGAGGCUUCCGGUGAAAUCCCUGCUUCAACUCAAGUCAGUCUGCAAAAACUGGUAUGCUCUCAUCCAAAGCCCUAACUUUAUUUACCUCCACCACGAUCGCGCUGCCUCUAUCGCAGCCGCUGCAAACACCCACUGCCUCCUCGUCAAGCGAUUCCUCAACGGCGGCGAGGGCGGCGUCACCUUGUCCUUUGUCCCCAAUGAAACCCCAGUUGAGGAUAUGGACAUUUCUUCCACUGGUCUUGAUGUUAAAGAUCUACAAAUCUUGGGUCCUUGUAACGGCGUCGUUUGUCUCACCCGAUUCGGUUCAAGUCCCCCCAUUGUGCUAUGCAACCCUUCAAUGAAAGAAUUUAGGGUACUUCCUGAAUCCUCUUAUAAAAAAGACCAUAUGUGCAAUUUGGGAUUCGGGUUUGUUCCCUAUACAAAUGAUUAUAAAGUGGUCAGAUUCGGCAUGAAGAGUACAGACUUAGGCAUUGGGGGCAUUGAUGAAGCGAUUGAAAUAUAUGACUUGAGUACAGAUUCUUGGAGGGAAGUUGAUGCAGAGUCACCUGUCGAGUUCGGUUUCCAAUGUUUUUAUGAUUCGUAUGUAGUGUGGAAUGGAGAUUUUUUCUGGCACACCUACCAUCAACGUGAUGGUAGUCCAGCGAUUAUGGCAUUUAGUAUGUCCAAUGAGGUGUUCGAAGAGAUGCCCAUGCCAGAAGUUUGCUUGUUAGACCAGUACAGUGAACAGAAACUUUUCGUUUUGAAAAAUUCUCUUGCCAUGGUUGUUUAUCCAAAGUGGUGGUCAAAUCCAUUUAUGCUUCCACCUGAGGAAUUUCCGUUGAAGAAAUCCUUUGACAUAUGGGUAAUGAAUGAAGAGGAUAUUGAGGUGUCGUGGACUAAAAAGUUCACUAUCGGACCCUUCCAGGGAAUUGAUUGGGCAUUGGGGUUUCGGCAAAAUGGUGAGUUCCUUGUGGAGAGCGGCUAUGGACAGAUGAUGUCGUACAACCUUAAUACUAGUGAAAGGAAAGAGUAUCAGGUCCAUGAUCAAGUCGAAGAUCACGAACAUGAUUUGCCUCCACCCCCAUAUGUACAAGUUCUUCCAUAUACAGAGACCUUGGUUUCGGUCAAGAGACUCUAG